This is a messenger RNA of Oncorhynchus kisutch (coho salmon), 7720 nucleotides long. Its product is annotated as NEDD4-binding protein 2. The record is from RefSeq and is a predicted model, not a curated record. Gene Ontology annotation, cellular component: nucleus. NCBI's taxonomy places the organism in Eukaryota, Metazoa, Chordata, Actinopteri, Salmoniformes, Salmonidae. Gene Ontology annotation, molecular function: endonuclease activity.
GAUGGGGGAGAGAGGGUGAGGGAUGGGGGAGAGAGGGUGAGGGAUGGGGGAGAGAGGGUGAGGCCUGAGUUGUUGGAGUUUGUUGGAGACUGGCCUUCAGAGGAGGUACUGGAGCAAAGAAGAGGAGGAGGAAGGAAUGGGAGGCGCCCUGGAAGGGAGGAAGAGGGGGAGGAGGCAGAUCCCAGAGGCAGCCAAUCAGAAGGGCAUCCUGGUCGCGAGCCUCAUGUCACAGAGUUCCAGAAGCUUCUAGAGCUCUUACAGACGGGUGUUGACUCCUUCCCCCUGCCCACCUGCCCCUCCCCCAUCCCCUCCCUUAGCUCAGACCGUUCACUUGGAGAAGGAGGAGAGAGGGGUGUGGCAGGAGGGAGGAGAGGGGAGGCUGAUAAAGACAGAGUCCUGAGUCGGGAGGAAUUACCUGACUGUCUGUCGGCUAACCCUAACUCAACCCAGGUGGUUGGAUCCAACACCGUGGAGCAGAGGGAGGGAGAGACCAUUCAGUCCGCCGGAGAGGGGGGGACUCAGGGUUUAGUUGAGAAAGACUUGUUGGAGGUAGAAGGAAGCCAUCUUGGUAAGGUCAGUCAGUGUACUGAUAGGGACAGCCAUAUUGGUGAGGGCAGUGUGGAAGCUGGUGAAGGCAGCCAUGUUGGUGAGGUCAGUCAGUGCACUGACGCUAGUGAGACCAGGAUAGAAGGUGAAGUCGGCCAUCUUGGUAGAGGCAGUCAGUGUACUGACGCUAGUGAGACCAGGAUGGAAGGUGAAGUCGGCCAUCUUGGUGGGGGCAGUCAGUGUACUGAUAGGGACAGCCAUAUUGGUGAGGGCAGUGUGGAAGCUGGUGAAGGCAGCCAUGUUGGUGAGGUCAGUCAGUGCACUGACGCUAGUGAGACCAGGAUAGAAGGUGAAGUCGGCCAUCUUGGUAGAGGCAGUCAGUGUACUGACGCUAGUGAGACCAGGAUGGAAGGUGAAGUCGGCCAUCUUGGUGGGGGCAGUCAGUGUACUGACGCUAGUGAGACCAGGAUGGAAGGUGAAGUCGGCCAUCUUGGUGGGGGCAGUCAGUGUACUGACGCUAGUGAGACCAGGAUGGAAGGUGAAGUCGGCCAUCUUGGUGGGGGCAGUGAGGAGCAGAGGCAGAGUCGCAGGGCUGAGAAACAGCUGGCGCUCACCUUCACAAACAACACCCCUCCCUCCCCCAAACCACAGACAGACCCUGACCUCGACCCUGACCUCGACCCUAACCCUAACUCUGACCUCGACCCUAAUCUCCACUCUGACCUCGACCCUAACCCUAACUCUGACCUCGACCCUAAUCUCCACUCUGACCUCGACCCUAACCCUAACUCUGACCUCGACCCUAAUCUCCACUCUGACCUCGAGCCUAACUCUGACCUCGACCCUAACCCUAACUCUGACCUCGACCCUAAUCUCCACUCUGACCUCGACCCUAACCCUAACUCUGACCUUGCCCCUAAUCUCCACUCUGACCUCGACCCUAAUCUCCCUUCUGACCUCGACCCUAAUAUCCACUCUGACCUCGACCCUAAUCUCCACUCUGACCUCGACCCUAACCUCGACCCUAAUCUCCACUCUGACCUUAGCCCUAACUUCGACCUUAACCCUAACCUCGACCCUAAUCUCGACUCUGACCUUAACCCUAACCUUAACCCUAAUCUCGACUCUGACCUUAACCCUAACCUCGACCCUGACCUCCAACCUAACCUCGACCCUGUCCUUAACCCUAACCUCGACCUCAAACCUAACCUCCAACCUGACCUCUACCCUAAUCUCAACCCUAACCUUAACCCUAACCCCCACCGCCCCUCCCCUCCUCCGUCAUUGGCCGACACAGAUCGCUCCUCCCAGACCGACCCGCAAGACUUCGCCUUCCUCUGGCGUCUCGACCACAAUCGUCACGACAACCCAACCGACGCCGCGGGAUACCACUUUCCCCCUAACAACACCCUCGCCAUUCUCCACGGCAACCCUUCCCGUUUCCUCCCAGAGGUAUCGGCGGCGGUCUCGGCCGGCGUUGCGGUUCACCCCUCCGGCCAGCGCGUGGUGCCGUACCGUGUGACGCACGAGAAGGGGAGCCAGGUGGAGGAGAGGGAGCUGGAGGAGGGCCGGACCAGACUGCAGAACCUCGUCAUUCUCAGACGCCAUUUUAAACUGGUCAACAGACACACUCUGGAGGACCUCUAUGACACGUGUCAGCAGGAUCUGGAGUGGACCAGUAAUCUGUUGCUAGACUCUGGGGAGAGACUUUUCCUAGAGGAAGAGGAGGAUGAGGAGGGUGAUGAAGAUCUGGACAUGGCUGUAGGUGUGUCCCUGGAGGAGAGGACGGAAAGGCGGGUUACGCCCCCAGGAGAACAGGCUUCGGCCAACAGCGGUUCUGAUAGUGAGGCGGUUGUUGUAUUGGGAAGAGGGGAGGAGGAAGAGGAGACGUGGAGGACAGGAGGGGGCGUUGACGAAGGGGUAGGUGGGGUUAGUGGACUGAACCAUCCGGUGUCUGGGGGUGGGGGCGGCUCAGAGGAACAAAACACCCCCUUGGGAGAGUCCACUCGUCUGGAGCACAGACCACCAGGAAGAGAUGUGGAGGAGCAGGCAGUGGUUCGGGACUCGGAGAGCGGAGCUGACGCAGAGCAGUGGGAGAAAUGGGAGAGGGAGGAGGAGCUGUAUUGCGUAGACGAGGUGACCCAGUCGCUCCUAGCCCAGCUGGAGGAGAUGGAGAGGAGAGAGGAGGAGGAGGAGAGGAAAGGGAGGAAGGAGAAGAGGAGGGACAGACUCGUGGACAUCCAGAGUGUUGAACUGAAGCUGCCUACAGAACUGGCUCUGCAGCUGGUUGAGCUGUUUGGCCCUGUUGGUGUCCUACCAGGUGUGUGUUCUCCUGAUGACUACUCUGUGAGGAUGGACCUCAACAUGGCCAGACUGCUGCACCAGAAAUGGAAGGACACUGUCCAGGAGAAGCAGAGACAAGCAGCACUCUCCUACCAUCUACUACAAGAGAGCUCUGUGCACUGGGGCGAAUCACAGACGGCCAAAACCGGGCUCAGGGACGGGUCACGCCCAGCUCACUUCCUGAUUGGUCCAGACGGCUUUGCGUCUCCGAGCGGCCAAUCGGAGGCUCGGGAUGAGUUGCCAAUCCUGGACCACUGGAGUGUGUCCCGCCCUCAUGUCUCUCUCAGAGACAUCAUGACUGAAGAACGGGCUCUACAGGAGAACAUGGAGAGGUCUGGUCCAGGUGGUGUUAACAGGAGAGAUGGAGCUGCCAUGAUGAAGGAGACUCAGCUCUUUGACCUGUUCCCCAGCAUAGACAGACACUUCCUACAGGACAUCUUCAGAGACCACAAUUACUGUCUGGUGCAGACGGAGAAGUUUCUGAGGUCUAUGUUGGACGAGGGCCCUGUGAGAAACGUCGUGGCCCCAGAGCACACCCCCCGUACUCACAGCAAGGAUCGAGACAAGAAGCGUGCAGCAGCUCCAGUGGCCCCUCCACAGUCCCUCUCUCAGUACCAGGAUGUGGAGGACCCAGAGUAUGAAGACUUCCGAGCCGAGGCCAGGCUCCAGAGAGGCAGACAGCUGGAGAGCUUCAGCAAGGCUGCAGAGGCUUACAGACAGGGACGCAGAGAUGUAGCUUCCUAUUAUGGACAACAGGGUCAUCUCCAUGGUCAGAAGAUGCAUGAAGCCAAUCACCGAGCGGCGGCCCAGAUCUUUGAGCGGGUCAACUCCUCCCUGCUGCCUCAGAACGUUCUAGAUCUCCACGGACUGCAUGUCGACGAGGCCUUACUCCACCUGUCACAGGUGUUAGAGAGGAAGACCACAGAGUGUCAGCAGGGUGUGUGUAGGUCUCAGUUGUCAGUUAUAACAGGAAGAGGGAACCACAGCCAGGGAGGAGUGGCUCGUAUCCGCCCUGCUGUCAUAGACUACCUCAACACACUGGGCUACAGGUUUACUGAGCCUAAGCCAGGUCUGUUGUUGGUGUGUCUGAACUGAGAUGAAGCUGUCAUGUGACUGACUGUCCUUAUCAAGACACUACUGUCUCCUCCCCCCUCUCCCCUGGAAUCUACCUCUACCACUUCCUCUCUCACAUACACAAAAAACACACCCUCCUCUCUGUCUCUCUCUCUGUUUCUGUCUCUCUGUUUCUGUCUCUCUCUCUCUCUGUGUGUCUCCCUCUUUCUUUCUCCCUCUCUUUCUUUCUCUCUCUCUCUCUCUCUCUCUCUCUCUGUCUCUCUUUCUCUCUCUCUCUCUCUCUCUCUCUGUGUCUCUCUGUCUCUGUGUCUCUCUCUCUCUCUGUUUCUGUCUCUCUGUUUCUGUCUCUCUCUCUCUCUCUGUCUCUCUGUCUCUCUUUCUCUCUCUCUCUCUCUCUCUCUCUCUGUCUGUCUCUCCCUGUCUCUAACAAUUAUUUUAACAGCUGCCGAAGAAAUUGUCUUAAUCUAUUUUUAUGUCUUCACUGUUGCCAUGUUUGUACAAUAUUUGUGUUUUUGUAUGAAACUUUAUCAGGAUUUACAAACAAUGACGGAGCAAGAGUUCAUUUUAAAUUAUAUUAAAUGUAGAUUCUUAGAUUUUAUAAAACCAUCUAAGUGUAUAUCAUUUAUCUUAACAUGAUGUUUCUGUAAUGGUCAAUGUGUGGGGUUAUUUACAUUUUAAGAGAAGUUAUAUCAUUUUAUAUCAUUUUAAGAGAAGAUAUCUGGCCGUUUAUACAUUAGAUCAGAAGUGAUAACCGGGCCGUUUAUACAUUAGAUCAGAAGUGAUAACCGGGCCGUUUAUACAUUUGAUCAGAAGUGAUAUCUGGGCUGUUUAUACAUUUGAUCAGAAGUGAUAACCGGGCCGUUUAUACAUUUGAUCAGAAGUGAUAUCUGGGCUGUUUAUACAUUUGAUCAGAAGUGAUAACCGGGCCGUUUAUACAUUAGAUCAGAAGUGAUAACCGGGCCGUUUAUACAUUAGAUCAGAAGUGAUAUCUGGGCUGUUUAUACAUUAGAUCAGAAGUGAUAACCGGGCCGUUUAUACAUUUGAUCAGAAGUGAUAUCUGGCUCGUUUAUACAUUUGAUCAGAAGUGAUAUCUGGCUCGUUUAUACAUUAGAUCAGAAGUGAUAACCGGGCCGUUUAUACAUUAGAUCAGAAGUGAUAUCUGGCUCGUUUAUACAUUAGAUCAGAAGUGAUAACCGGGCCGUUUAUAAAUUAGAUCAGAAGUGAUAUCUGGCUCGUUUAUACAUUAGAUCAGAAGUGAUAACUGGCCCGUUUAUACAUUAGAUCAGAAGUGAUAUCUGGGCCGUUUAUACAUUAGAUCAGAAGUGAUAACCGGGCCGUUUAUACAUUAGAUCAGAAGUGAUAUCUGGCUCGUUUAUACAUUAGAUCAGAAGUGAUAACCGGGCCGUUUAUACAUUUGAUCAGAAGUGAUAUCUGGCUCGUUUAUACAUUUGAUCAGAAGUGAUAUCUGGGCCGUUUAUACAUUAGAUCAGAAGUGAUAACCGGGCCGUUUAUACAUUUGAUCAGAAGUGAUAUCUGGCUCGUUUAUACAUUUGAUCAGAAGUGAUAACCGGGCCGUUUAUACAUUAGAUCAGAAGUGAUAUCUGGCUCGUUUAUACAUUAGAUCAGAAGUGAUAACCGGGCCGUUUAUACAUUAGAUCAGAAGUGAUAUCUGGCUCGUUUAUACAUUAGAUCAGAAGUGAUAACUGGCCCGUUUAUACAUUAGAUCAGAAGUGAUAUCUGGGCCGUUUAUACAUUAGAUCAGAAGUGAUAACCGGCCCGUUUAUACAUUAGAUCAGAAGUGAUAUCUGGCUCGUUUAUACAUUAGAUCAGAAGUGAUAACCGGGCCGUUUAUACAUUUGAUCAGAAGUGAUAUCUGCCUCGUUUAUACAUUUGAUCAGAAGUGAUAUCUGGCUCGUUUAUACAUUAGAUCAGAAGUGAUAACCGGGCCGUUUAUACAUUAGAUCAGAAGUGAUAUCUGGGCCGUUUAUACAUUUGAUCAGAAGUGAUAUCUGGCUCGUUUAUACAUUAGAUCAGAAGUGAUAUCUGGGCCGUUGAUACAUUAGAUCAGAAGUGAUAACCGGGCCGUUGAUACAUUUGAUCAGAAGUGAUAACCGGGCCGUUUAUACAUUAGAUCAGAAGUGAUAACCGGGCCGUUUAUACAUUAGAUCAGAAGUGAUAACCGGGCCGUUUAUACAUUAGAUCAGAAGUGAUAACCGGGCCGUUUAUACAUUAGAUCAGAAGUGAUAACCGGGCCGUUUAUACAUUAGAUCGAAGAGUAUUGACAGUGUUGACAUAAACAGUGUUUGGUUUUGUUCUACUUUAUGGCUGUCCCAAAUGGCCCCCUAUUCUCUGUAUAGGGAAUCCAAAUGGCCCUCUAUUCUCUGUAUAGGGAAUCCAAAUGGCCCUCUAUUCUCUAUAUAGGGAAUCCAAAUGGCCCUCUAUUCUCCAUAUAGGGAAUCCAAAUGGCCCUCUAUUCUCUAUAUAGGGAAUCCAAAUGGCCCUCUAUUCUCUAUAUAGGGAAUCCAAAUGGCCCUCUAUUCUCUAUAUAGGGAAUCCUAAAGGGUUUAGGGACUACCUCCUAAAGGGUUUAGGGACUACCUCCUAAAGGGUUAGGGACUGACUCCUAAAGGGUUAGGGACAGACUCCUAAAGGGUUAGGGGUUAGGGACUGACUCCUAAAGGGUUAGGGGUUAGGGACUGACUCCUAAAGGGUUAGGGACUGACUUCUAAAGGGUUAGGGACUGACUCCUAAAGGGUUAGGGACUGACUCCUAAAGGGUUAGGGGUUAGGGACUGACUCCUAAAGGGUUAGGGACUGACUCCUAAAGGGUUAGGUUUAGGGACUGACUCCUAAAGGGUUAGGGACUGACUUCUAAAGGUUUAGGGACUGACUCAUAAAGGGUUAGGGGUUAGGGACUGACUCCUAAAGGGUUAGGGACUGACUCCUAAAGGGUUAGGGGACUGACUCCUAAAGGGUUAGGGGACUGACUCCUAAAGGGUUAGGGACUGACUCCUAAAGGGUUAGGGGUUAGGGACUGACUUCUAAAGGUUUAGGGACUGACUCCUAAAGGGUUAGGGACUGACUCCUAAAGGGUUAGGGGUUAGGGACUGACUCCUAAAGGGUUAGGUUUAGGGACUGACUCCUAAAGGGUUAGGGGUUAGGGACUGACUCCUAAAGGGUUAGGAGACUGACUCCUAAAGGGUUAGGGGUUAGGGACUGACUCCUAAAGGGUUAGGGACUGACUUCUAAAGGUUUAGGGACUGACUCCUAAAGGGUUAGGGACUGACCCCUAAAGGGUUAGGUUUAGGGACUGACUCCUAAAGGGUUAGGUUUAGGGACUGACUCCUAAUGGGUUAGGUUUAGGGACUGACUCCUAAUGGGUUAGGUUUAGGGACUGACUCCUAAUGGGUUAGGGACUGACUCCUAAUGGGUUAGGUUUAGGGACUGACUCCUAAUGGGUUAGGUUUAGGGACUGAUUCCUAAAGGUUUAGGGACUGAUUCCUAAAGGGUUAGGGACUGACUCCUAAUGGGUUAGGGACUGACUCCUAAUGGGUUAGGUUUAGGGACUGACUCCUAAUGGGUUAGGUUUAGGGACUGACUCCUAAUGGGUUAGGUUUAGGGACUGAUUCCUAAAGGUUUAGGGACUGAUUCCUAAAGGAAAGGGUAUAUUUUUAUUUUCAUAAUUGUUGAUCAUUUUCUUAUGUAUUAUUUUUUUACAAAUUAUAUUUCAAUAAAAAUAUUGUCUGUUGGCUUUUGGA